This is a messenger RNA of Ruditapes philippinarum (Manila clam), 717 nucleotides long. RefSeq lists its product as uncharacterized. Bases 160 to 651 code for a protein of 163 amino acids. The transcript is spliced from 2 exons. The record is from RefSeq and is a predicted model, not a curated record. Lineage: Eukaryota; Metazoa; Mollusca; Bivalvia; Venerida; Veneridae.
UCACACAUGUGGAAUAAUCCCUCCGUUAUAUCAUGCCACAUGCGAAUCGUUUAGUUUUUUUUCCACAAGAGUUAUAUAAAUAAGCAUAACUCAGCGUAAUAGACAAUUUGUGCAGAGGCAUUCCUUGAGCGCAGAAGAAGCCUGAAAUAUCUCUACAGGAUGGUUGGGAAAACGAUCCUUUGCCUUUUGGUACUUUUUGCCGUUUGUUCUGUCAAUGGGCACCGAAGCUGCGAGAAGAAAUCUGACUGUCGCAGGAAGGAGUGCUGUCUGAAGGCCGGGGAUGUCCAGCACUGCGUUCAUUGGUCAGAAAUGAACGCAAAAUGCAUUGUCAGCCAGCAACCAUUCAGAGGGGAAAGGGGUAGAGUUAUGAUAGAUUAUUGCCCUUGUGAUAAAGAUCUAUCGUGCAAUCCCCAUUCAAAUGGCCAGUUUGAUAUCGGAAAAUGUGAGCCGACCCGAUGCGAGGUGAACAAGGACUGUGCAUGGCGGCACUGCUGCGUGGAUGGGUUCUGUAGAAGACGUGGGGUGCUUGGAGAUGAGUGUAUACCUGGUGCCAAGAGGAAGAAGAACGAAAUGAUGCACGAUAAGUGCGACUGUCUGAGCACAAAAUUCUACUGCCGUUCCGAUGGUCUUUGUGAGAAGAAGGGGUUGUAAACCGUCAGUGAUGGACACUUUAGUAUAACUUUGUUGAACAUAUAUCAAUAAAGUAUUGGAAACAUA